This is a messenger RNA of Cebus imitator (Panamanian white-faced capuchin), 3574 nucleotides long. It is a transcript of the gene TMEM67, whose product is annotated as transmembrane protein 67. Gene Ontology annotation, biological process: cilium assembly. Gene Ontology annotation, cellular component: ciliary transition zone; MKS complex. Lineage: Eukaryota; Metazoa; Chordata; Mammalia; Primates; Cebidae. The coding region runs from base 53 to 3100 and encodes 1015 amino acids. The record is from RefSeq and is a predicted model, not a curated record. The transcript is spliced from 27 exons.
CCGCAGAGGCUGAUGGGACGCUGGAGCCUGGGCGGUUGCUAGAGUCGGUACCAUGGCGACGCGCAGUGGGGUUGGGGUGGCAAUGGCAGCUCGGUCUCUUUUAUCUGCCCGAGCUGUGAUUGCGUUCCUCCUGUUGUUGCUCCCUCGCGUCUUACAGGCCCAGACCUUCUCUUUCCCUUUCCAGCAGCCGGAAAACUGCGAUAACAACCAGUACUUUGAUAUCUCCACGCUCUCCUGUGUUCCGUGUGGAGCUAACCAGAGGCAGGAUGCCCGAGGAACUUCAUGUGUAUGUCUACCAGGAUUUCAGAUGAUCUCUAAUAAUGGAGGACCUGUUAUUAUUUGUAAAAAGUGCCCAGAAAACAUGAAAGGUGUUACUGAGGAUGGCUGGGACUGCAUUUCUUGCCCUAGUGGCUUAACUGCAGAAGGAAAAUGUCACUGUCCCACUGGUCAUAUUUUAGUGGAAAGAGACGUUAAUGGAACAUUGUUGUCUCAAGCAACUUGUGAGCUCUGUGAUGGAAAUGAAAGCUCUUUUACGGUAGCAAAUGCUUUACAAGACAGGUGCAUCCGAUGUGAGCCAACGUUUGUCAAUACCAGCAGGUCCUGUGCAUGUUCAGAACCUAACAUUUUAACAGGAGGAUUAUGUUUCAGCAGCACAGGGAGUUUUCCUUUACGUAGAAUUUCAACUACACGUUAUGGAGAGAUUGGCAUGUAUUUAACUUCAGAAUGGUUUGCAAAGUAUUUGCAAUCAUCGGCAGCUGCAUGUUGGGUAUAUGCCAAUCUAACAUCUUGUCAAGCUCUUGGAAAUAUGUGUGUGAUGAACAUGAAUUCUUACAACUCUGCCACAUUUGAUGCGUGUCGACUAUUUCAGUUUAUCUUUGAAAAUGCUGCUGGACUGGGCGCUAUUCAUUCUAUUUCAUUUUGGAGACAGAAUCUUCCUUGGCUGUUUUAUGGAGACCAGUUAGGAUUAGCACCUCAAGUGCUCAGUACUACUUCUCUUCCUACAAAUUUCAGUUUCAAAGGAGAAAACCAGAAUACAAAACUGAAGUUUGUUGCUGCUUCCUAUGAUAUAAGAGGAAAUUUUCUCAAGUGGCAAACUUUAGAAGGAGGUGUUUUACAGCUUUGUCCAGACACAGAGACAAGGCUCAAUGCUGCUUAUUCAUUUGGAACAACCUACCAACAAAAUUGUGAGAUUCCUAUCUCUAAGAUCUUAACUGACUUUCCCACUCCUAUAUUUUAUGAUGUGUACCUUGAAUAUGCUGAUGAAAAUCAACAUCAAUAUAUUUUGGCUGUGCCUGUGUUAAACCUAAAUCUUCAGCACAAUAAGAUGUUUGUGAACCAAGACAGCAACUCUGGCAAGUGGCUUCUAACUCGGCGCAUUUUCUUAGUGGAUGCAGUAAGUGGACGAGAAAAUGACUUAGGAAGUCAGCCAAGAGUAAUUCGAGUUGCUACCCAAAUAUCACUGAGCAUCCGCCUUGUACCCAACACAAUAAAUGGAAAUAUCUACCCUCCCUUAAUCACCAUUGCCUAUAGUGACAUUGAUAUCAAAGAUGCCAACAGCCAGUCUGUAAAGGUUUCUUUCUCAGUCACAUAUGAAAUGGAUCAUGGAGAAGCACAUAUCCAGACAGAUAUUGCUUUGGGUGUGUUGGGUGGGCUAGCUGUUUUAGCAUCUCUUUUGAAGACAGCAGGAUGGAAGAGGCGCAUUGGGAGUCCCAUGAUUGAUUUACAGACAGUUAUGAAAUUCUUGGUGUACUAUGCUGGCGAUCUGGCCAAUGUUUUCUUUAUCAUCACAGUGGGAACAGGUCUUUAUUGGCUUAUUUUCUUCAAAGCACAGAAGUCUGUCUCUGUUUUGCUCCCAAUGCCAGUUCAGGAAGAACGUUUUGUCACUUAUGUUGGAUGUGCCUUUGCUCUGAAGGCACUACAAUUUUUGCAUAAGCUCAUAUCCCAGAUUACAAUAGAUAUAUUCUUUAUUGAUUGGGAGCGACCUAAAGGAAAGGUUCUUAAAGCUGUUGAAGGUGAGGGUGGUGUACGAAGUGCCACUGUUCCUGUAAGCAUAUGGAGAACGUAUUUUGUAGCAAAUGAAUGGAAUGAAAUUCAGACUGUGAGAAAAAUUAAUUCGCUCUUUCAAGUAUUUAUUGUCCUCUUCUUUUUGGAGGUUGUGGGAUUCAAGAACUUAGCAUUAAUGGACUCAUCUUCUAGUCUUUCUAGAAGCCCACCUAGCUAUAUAGCUCCUUACAGCCGCAUUUUGAGAUAUGCAGUGUCUGCUGCUCUUUGGCUAGCCAUUGGAAUUAUACAGAUCGUGUUCUUUGCUGUCUUUUAUGAGAGAUUUAUAGAAGAUAAAAUUCGACAGUUCGUUGAUUUAUGCUCUAUGAGUAAUAUAUCAGUGUUUCUGUUAUCCCACAAAUGUUUUGGAUAUUACAUUCACGGUAGAUCAGUACAUGGGCAUGCAGAUACUAAUAUGGAAGAAAUGAAUAUGAACCUUAAAAGAGAAGCGGAAAAUUUGUGUAGCCAGAGAGGUUUGGUACCCAACACAGAUGGUCAGACUUUUCAGAUUGCAAUUUCUAACCAGAUGAGACAACACUAUGACAAAAUUCAUGAGACUCUAAUACGGAAAAAUGGCCCUGCUAGACUAUUGAGUUCAUCAGCAAGUACUUUGGAGCAGAGUAUAAAAGCAUAUCAUAUGAUGAAUAAAUUUCUUGGCUCCUUCAUUGAUCAUGUAUGUAUGUCAACAUUUAUAUUUAAGCUAGGAUCAAAUGCAAUUUUUAAAAAGUUAAGUGGGAAUGUCAAUUAUUUCUUCAAGGUAACCAAGUCAGUAAACUUAGAACAUUCCUUAGGACCUUCCCUUUUUUUGUCUGUCACUUUCAAUACAUUUUUAAUAGAUGAAGGUUAUUCUUUCAGCAGUGUCCUGUAUUACGGAAAUGAAGCUACCCUUCUUAUUUUUGAUUUGCUGUUCUUCUGUGUGGUGGAUUUGGCUUGCCAAAAUUUUAUUUUAGCAGCCUUCCUUACAUAUCUACAACAAGAGAUUUUUAGAUAUAUCUGUAAUACAGUAGGACAAAAGAAUUUGGCAUCCAAAACAUUGGUGGAUCAAAGAUUUUUGAUUUAACUUCCUGAAUAAAUAACUUAAAGACUCAAUAUAAUCAUGGCCAAAAGAAAUUGUCAUGAUAUCAGGUUAGUUUGUCGUAUAUCUUAAGACUUGUAAUGUAAACUAUUCUGUUUUUGUUUUUUAUUUGCAGAAAGAUUUAUUUUUAUAAUUUGGGAAUAUAUAAUGUGAUAUAAUAGAAAAUACUGUUUUCCUAUUGUGUGUGGUAUUUAAUACACUAAGUAAUUAACACUGACAGUGAGGCAAAAAAGAAAUCUAAAUGUUGCUUUCAGCAUAGUACUUUUUAACGAUAAUUAAAACAGUCUCCAUUUGUCUCUGUAGCUUAUUUUAUAAACUGAGAGCUGUCUGAAUUUUCUCACAUUGACAAAAUAAUUUGAUUCCAAGUUCAAGACUAGUUUUCAGUUUGAUAUUUUCAUGUUUUAUGUGCUUAUGGUUAAAUAAAUAUUGAAAGAUGUUUUCAAGUUUACUUAGAAAUUU